AUGUGUCCCGGCGGCCGCGGCGGCGGCGGCGGCGGCGGCGGUGGUGCUGCGCUGCUCCUGCUGGUGGUGCUGUGCUGCUCCCCCUACAGCAGUGGGUUCCUGAUGCUGGGAGGCCCUCGGCUGCUCCACUCUUCUGAUGGAGCUUUGGCUUCUGUUUGCUCCAGACUCCUGGACCAGAACCUCCAGGAGGAACUGAGAACUCAGAGAGGAACCGGAGUCACUCAUUUUAGAACCCAACUGCCCCCAGAACUACUGCACACAGACCACAGGGAGGACUUGUCUUGUCUCCAGACUCUGCUGGACCGUGUCCUUCAGGCAGAUCUUCAGCCCGUGUUGUUUGUGGACCUGUCCGUGGUCUUCACAGGGUCCAGACCUGGUCCAGACCUGGAGCAGAGGCUGGACGUGCUGUUUGAGCAGCUGGGUGGGCAGGUGCGCACCUGGAUCCUGCUCCUGUCGAGCACCACUGUGAGGGAGCAGCAGUUCUACGCCGAGCUCCAGCGCAUCUUCAGAAGACACUUUCCACAUGAAGAUCACGUUCUGUCUUUGGGGGUGAAAUCCCGGGACCUGUCGUCUCUGCCUGAGCUCCGGUCGGACCUGCCCGUGGAUUUCUUCUCCGUGGAGCUUCACCACGACUGUGACGUGGAGUCUGCGUUUGGAGACACGAUCGCAAACAUAAAGAGAGUGUCCGGACCUCGACCUGUUCUCAUCUACUCCAUCCACCUGGACCACUGCACGGACCACCAGCAGGUCCUGGGGAACCUGCUCACAGGUACCAACAACAGGUUCCGGUCGGACGUGGCCCCCCGCAGCGGCGCCUCCUUCCCUGCGGGCUUCCAGUGGGGCGUCUCCAGCGCUGCGUUUAAAGUGGAGGGGGGCUGGAGGGAGGGGGGUAAAGGAGAAACCAUCUGGGACAGACACCAGACUCGCCACUCCGCAGACGUGGCCUGUGACAGCUACAACAAAGUGCCCUAUGACGUGUCUCUGCUCAGAGGACUGGGCGUGGACUCAUAUCACUUCUCCAUCUCCUGGGCCAGGAUCUUCCCCACAGGGACAGGUUCUGCGAGCGAGGACGGGGCUCUGUAUUACGACUCGCUCAUAGACGCUCUGUUGGCGUCUGGGAUCCGGCCUCUGGUUUCUCUGUUUCACUGGGAUCUUCCUCAGACGCUGCAGGAAUCUGGAGGCUGGACCGACCCGUCCAUAGUCCAGGCCUUCAGGGACUACGCCGACUUCUGCUUCUCCCGAUACGGAGACCGAGUCCAGGACUGGAUCACCUUCAGCAGCCCCUGGACAGUGAGUCACGCCGGGUACGGCACCGGGGAGCACCCCCCAUGGCGCCGAGACUACCAACGCAGCGCCUUCCAGGCGACGCACAACCUGCUGAAGGCGCACGCCGAGGCCUGGCACCUGUACGACCAGCGUUACCGCGCCACGCAGAGAGGAGAGGUGGGCAUCGCUCUCAACUCCGACUGGGCACAGGCCCUGGACCCAAACAACCCAGAAGACCAGGACGCCGCCCAGAGGUACCUGCAGAUGAUGCUGGGCUGGUUCGCUCACCCCAUCUUCGUGGACGGCGACUACCCUCCGGAGCUCAAGUCCCAGGUGGAGCUGAAAGCCAAAGAAUGUCCCGGAAACCCUCCGGCCGUUUUACCGCAGUUCAGCGCCGAGGAGAAGCUCCGCCUCAAAGGAACCGCCGACUUCUUCGGUUUGACGCAUUACACGUCGCGCCUGGUCAGCCACAAGAGGGCGCCCUGCGGCGGCUCCGGCCCCGAGGCGCUCAUGGACUACCAGACGCACGUAGACCCGACGUGGACGCCCACCGCCUCCGACUGGAUCUACCUGAACCCGGGAGGACUCCGGAGUCUGCUCAAGGACAUUUCAGAGAAGUAUCUGAGAGAGAGGAGCGUGCCGCUGUACCUGACCGGAGUGGGGAUGCCAACAGGGGGCGACGCCGAGCUGCUGCAGGACACCACCAGAGCUGAGUUCAUCCGCCGCUGUGUGGACGAGGCGCUGAAAGCCAUAGUCCUGGACAAAGUGGACCUGCGGCGCUUCACGGUCGAGUCUCUGUUGGACGGGUUUGAAGGAGCUCACGGCUACAGUCAGCGCUUUGGUCUUCACUACGUGGACUUUACGUCUCCGGACCGUCCCAGAACGCCCAAAACGUCCGCCUACGUCUACUCGCAGAUCAUCGAACAGAACAGAGCCGGCGACGGCCUCAAGGCGGCGCGCUCCCCUCCGCCCGUCUCCUUCACGCCGGGACUGAAGAACCUGCCCGCCUCACAGGUGCCCUCCCAGGCGUCAGUGGUGUGGGAGAAGUUCUCUCACUGGACAGAGUACCAUAACAGACUGUAUCAUUUCGGAACAUUCCCCAGCAACUUUCUGUGGGGAGUCAUGUCCUCGGCCUAUCAGGUCGAAGGAGCCUGGAACACUGAAGGAAAAGGCCCCAGUAUCUGGGACAAUUUUACUCACACACCAGGCCACGGUAUCCCAGAGGACGGUAAUGGAGAUGUGACGUGCGACAGCUACAACAAACUGAACGAAGACAUAAACCUGAUUAAAGCUUUAGGAGUCAAGUCCUAUCGAUUUUCCAUCUCCUGGUCCAGGAUCUUUCCCGAUGGCAUGACUACAACGCCCAACGCUCCAGGUGUGGCCUAUUACAAUAGCCUGAUUAACAGUCUGGUGGGUCUGGGCGUGGCUCCGGUGGUGACUCUGUACCACUGGGACCUGCCUCAGGCGCUGCAGAACAUCGGCGGCUGGGAGAACAACCAAAUCAUCCAAUAUUUCAACGCUUAUGCCGACUUCUGCUUCAAGACGUUUGGAGACAGAGUGAAGUUUUGGAUCACUUUUAACGACCCGUUCUCAAUCGCGUGGAAAGGCUACGGCAGCGGAGAGUUGCCCCCAAAACUCACUACGAACCCUGGAAUGGCUCCGUAUACAGCGGCACACAAUCUGAUCCUCGCUCACGCCACAGUUUACAAGACGUACGCCACAUAUCGUCCGACGCAGAAAGGCCUGGUCAGUAUCGCUCUGCACGCAGACUGGUAUGAGCCGCUGGACGUGAACACGCCCCGAGAGCUGGAGGCCGCAGACAGGGCCAUGCAGUUCAGGCUCGGAUGGUUCGCUCACCCCAUCUUUAAGAACGGAGAUUAUCCUGAAGCCAUGAAGUUUCACGUAGGAAACAAAAGCGAGAUCCAGGGACUGGCACAAUCUCGACUGCCGACUUUCACCCCGGAGCAGAUGAACUUAGUCAAAGGAGCGGCCGACGUGUUCUGUAUUAAUCACCAAACCACCAAAAAAGCCAAAUACGCAAUCCUGCCGCACGAUCCACCGUCGUACGGAAACGACUGGGACGUCGUAGAGGAGGAGAUGUGGCAGUUCCCUGUCGUGGUGUCAAACGGCCCCCGUAUGGUGCCCUGGGGCCUGAGGCGGGUCCUGAAUUGGGUGAAGGAAGAGUACGGAAACCCCGAGGUGUACGUGACCGAAAACUCCAUGCUCACCGUUAGAGAAAUGGCCACAGACGACUUCGACCGCGUGUUCUUCCUCAAGACCUACAUCGACGAGACGCUCAAAGCUCAGGCCGUGGACGGUGUACGUGUGAGUGGGUAUGUGGGGGUUCCUCUCAUGGACUCCUUCGAGUGGAUGAGGGGUUUCAUCAUGGGCAGCGGUCUGUACCAGGUGGACUUCACAAACCCGGUUCGACCCCGGACGCAGAAGUACGCAGCCAACUACUACAUGGACAUCGUCAAGAACAACGGGUUCCCCGCAGGUCCCGAUGACACUCCCUUGUACAACACCUUCAGAGACGACAUGCAGUGGAGCUCAGCCACCGCCUCGUUCCAGAUCGAGGGCGGUUGGCGUGACGACGGUAAAGGUCUGAACAUCUGGGAUAAGUUUUCUCACACUCCAGACAAAGUGAAGAACGGCGACACGGGUGACGUGGCCUGCGACAGUUACCACCGCACGGCCGAGGACGUGAGCAUGCUCCAGCACAUCGGCGUCAAGUACUACCGCUUCUCCAUCUCCUGGUCCAGAGUCCUGCCCGACGGCACAACGGCACACAUCAACGAGCCCGGCGUGCAGUACUACGUGACACUGGUGGACACUCUGCUCCAGGCCGGAAUCCAACCACAGAUCACGCUGUACCACUGGGACCUCCCUCAGGCGCUCGAGGACAUCGGCGGGUGGCAGAACGUCUCCAUGGUAAAAUAUUUCACAGAUUACGCCGACCUGAUGUUCACCCGCCUCGGGCCCAAAGUCAAACGCUGGAUCACCUUCAACGAGCCGUACAUCGUCGCCAACCUGGGCUAUGGCUACGGAGUCUUCGCCCCCGGGGUCAACAACGCCCCAGGAGAAAUCCCGUACGUCGUGGCUCAUCACCUGAUCAAAGCCCACGCCGAGGCCUGGCACCUGUACAACGACAAGUACCGAGCGUCUCAGGGAGGAGAGAUCUCCAUCACGCUGAACGCCGACUGGGCCGAACCUCGCAACCCGCACAAGCAGGACAUCACUGCCACCUACAAAUAUGUAGAGUUCUUCCUGGGCUGGUUCGCUCAUCCCAUUUACAUCGGAGACUACAGUCAGAUCAUGAAGGACACCAUCAGGAACAGAAGCCUGGCACAAGGCUACACCAAGUCCAGACUGCCGGAGUUCACCCCAGAGGAGAUCCAGAGGAUUAAAGGCACUCACGAUUACUUUGGUCUGAACCACUACACCACCAAACUCAUCUUCCCCAUCAACUACGCCCAGGAAGAUCCAACCUACGACGCCGACAGGGGCGUGGGAGCCGUAGAUGACUGGAGCUGGCUGGAGUCUGGCUCCUCGUGGCUCAAAGUGACUCCGUUCGGGAUCAGGAGGCUCCUGAAGCACAUCAAAGACACGUACGGAAACCCCCAGAUCCUCAUCACCGAGAACGGAGUGAGCGAGAAAGGAACCGUGGACCUCAACGACCUGGUGCGCCAGUACUACUACAACAACUACAUCAACCAAGUACUCAAAGCUCGUGUUCUGGACGGCGCCGACGUCCGGGGCUACACCGCCUGGUCGCUCAUGGAUAACUUCGAGUGGGCGGAGGGAUACGGCGAGCGCUUCGGUCUGUUCUUCGUGAACCGGUCUGACGCCGGACUCCCCCGGACCCCCAAAGUCUCGGUCCAGACCUACUCCACCAUCAUCAGGUGCAACGGCUUCGUCGACCCCAACUCAGGCCACCCCUGUCUGCAGGCCCCAGUGUUGACCACGACCGCUCAGCCCGUCACGUUCGCGCCGCUGAACAUCCUGGGCAUGAAACUGAGUCCCGCCGAGGCCGAGACCGGGUUCAACACCACCUUCGCCCUCAUGAUCAUCUCGUUCGCCGCUGCUCUGGGCGGCGCCGUGGGCAUCUUCAUGAUGCGACGCAAACACAAGGACUAA
Boleophthalmus pectinirostris (great blue-spotted mudskipper) is the source of this 5403-nucleotide messenger RNA. RefSeq names its product lactase/phlorizin hydrolase-like. Gene Ontology annotation, biological process: carbohydrate metabolic process. Gene Ontology annotation, molecular function: lactase activity. The record is from RefSeq and is a predicted model, not a curated record. Bases 1 to 5403 code for a protein of 1800 amino acids. The transcript has 20 exons. Lineage: Eukaryota; Metazoa; Chordata; Actinopteri; Gobiiformes; Gobiidae.